AAUUUUACUCAGUAGAAGGAAGCAGUUCAUCGGAACGAAUCACUUUUGAGUUACACAAAUUUAUACCUAUUGAUAAGGGUGGUACAGACGUAUUCUAAAUAUCCAUCGUGUUUGUGAGUGGUACCUACAUACUGUAUGUAUACACUAUUAUUUUUAUUACAAAGAAACAUCGGGAAACCUAACCACUGUUAAACUGCAAGUGUAAAUAUUAAUUAAGAUUUAUGAAUAUACAUUAAUUCUCGUGCAUGGCUUAGUAGUUACCGAGUUAUUAUUUUUGUAUCGUGACAAGAUGGAGUUUCUAGAUCUUCCUUUAGUUAUGAUAGAAAAUAUAUUUUCAUAUUUUUCACACGAUGAAAUCGCGAAGAAUCGAUUGGUGUGUAGAACAUUUAACGAAAUAUGCUCCCGAAUGCUGAACCGCGGUUUCCUGAUGAUAGAGCGUCGACAUGCAAUGGCCUUGAAAACAGUCAAAGCUCAAUUGCCCAGGCGCGAGUCAGAACGCAGACAUCAUCCUUUGUCUCGUCACUGCGAUAUCUUGACUUCGAUAGAGACACGGAUAUCAAUGCUCAGCAUGACAUAUUCAAAGUACAUUGACACAGGAAUGUGCUGUUUUAUACCUGGAAAGGUUAUAGAUGAAAUAAAACGCGUUUUGACCAUACUGGACACGUCCGCGACGCCUCCUCGUGCUCACGAAGUACUACAGGAGCUCAGGGAUAUAUCGAGCAUGGCUAUUGAGCACUUCGACGAUAAGAUAUCGCCCGCAUUUAGGAAGAACCUUCAGGAGGGUAUAGCGCAGGUGGCUCCCAAACCGGGAAACGGAUUGAUAGCCAUGCGUCAGGAGAUCUUGACCCUACAACGUCGCUCAACGUUGAACUCCAACCUAUCAUUGUGUCUCGGUUUGCAGUACAAGAAGUUUCAGAAUCGACUCGAUCGCUUGGCCCGGUACCGGAAGUUGGCCAUGAAGCAAGUCGUCAUCAUCAGGCAGCUGACCAAGAAACAAAGGGAACAGGAUUUGGCCAUCGCCGAGCUGAAGAAGCGUAUUGAAGAAUGCGACAUCAAAUACCGUGAAUUGACACACACCAAUCAAGCCGGUGGAAAGGCUAUUGCCGCCGCGGCGUCAGUGGGAGUCGUCGAGGCGAGUCCUUCGCAGGAGCUACGUCACUUCUCGAGCCAAAUCAAACUGGACCUCUCCGUGUUGCCCAUUGGAACGUCCAAACUUAACAACAAACUCACCCCAAACAUAAAGCCAAGGAAUCCAAUGAUCAAACUGCCAAGUCUACUGAACGACGACGACGCCAGUAAGGCCCGCGACGCGCCGACCGCGCACGAGGCUCGCCCCGGGACCGCGGCCAAGCGCGCCGCCAGGAAGAGGAAGACCAGCACCGCCACCAACAGCGGCCUCGCGCACAAAAUGAGGCACUUGGCGAACAUGUCGGAUGGAGAUUUAAACGACCAGGCGUCCCUACGAAACAUCUCUUCUUAUUUCACCGACGAAGACAUCAAACGUUUCCUGGAAAUGCACGAGACGGACCGGCGCCGGAAGCGGCCGCCGCCUUGCGAGACCGGCCUCAGCAACGAGAUCAAGCGCCUCGCCGGCCCGGCCGAGGGCGCCGCCCCCCCGCGCGCCGGCAAGCGACAGCGCCUGGACUGAACCGGAAUCUUCUUGGCCCUUCUGUAUAAUGGAAUACAGAUACCUCAGAGUCCCCGGCAACGAAGCAAUGGACAAUGUCUUGGGAGCCCUGAAGUUUGAAUCGGUUACUGAGAUUAAUCAUGAAAGGCAGAUGAUACAAAUGAUUUACUUUUGUUUCUUGAAUCAUUUUAACAAAAACUCACCAAUUAUUGCAUUGAAGUUAAUUAAUAUUUUAUUUCGUGCAAUUUAAUAUUAUAGAUAAUUAUUUUUAUUGUAUGUCCUGUAUAAAAUACAUAUUGGUUCCAGGUAUUUGAACAAAAUAUUUGAGAAUAUGCAUAUAUGUGUGACACCAUCUGAUUAUCAUAUGUACGUUUUUAUUUAUUUUUAAAACGAAUUUCUAUAACUUAUGGGGCAUUCUGUGAUAAAUAUAAAUUAUGGGUGUUUUAAACAAAAUUCUUGCAAUAAAUAAUACAAAACCCAUACAUGAGCGUUAAAAGUACUUGCUAGUGAAUCUUUUGAGGUGUAUCAUAGAUGAUUUUAGCUAAUUAUUUCAUAAGAUUUGUGAAAAAUUUGUAACAUGUUGGUGCGAAAAUGAGUCUUGGAGAAAAUUGUCUGGUUUUUUUUCCCGUAAAUUUUAUACAAUGUAUAUAAUGAAAUAGGAAUGUUAUCAUGUAUUAAACACAUCUGGAAUCAAUAUUGUAGGUAGGUUAGUUUCACAAUAGACCGACUGAACGUAAGCACUAUGCUAUAUAUAUAUAUAAAACUGACCAUAAAACAUAAUCCAGCGGAUUAAGAUCGGGACUAGACGACGGCCAGUCUUCAGCUCUGAUGAAGUCCGAAACGUUCGUUUCCAACCAAGACUGCGUAGACCGAGCUUUAUGACCUGGCGCCGAGUCUUGCUGGAAGGACCAUUCUUGAUUAUUGAACAUGGUGUUAAGGGGUUUCACUACCUUCUCAAGAAUGGUAUCUUGAUACACUUGUGCCGAUGUUUUGAUACCUUCUUCACAAAAGUAUGGCUCAGUCACUUUUUCAUAGCUAAUACCCCACCAAACCAUAACUGAAGUCGGAUAGUGCCCAUGUUGCACUCUGUCGCCUAAUUGGGAAGGUUCCUUAGAGCUUUGAGCAUAAAUACGGUCAUUUUGUUUGUUAAAAUGUUGCUCAAUUGUAAAAAAAUUCUCAUCCGUAAACAAAAAUUUUCUAUGACCUCCCUUUGCGUACUGCUUCAGUAGUUGUUUCGAUUUUACCACCCUAUUCUCUUUUAAAUUAUCAGUUAAGAAAUGACCAGUUCGUCUCAUAUAGGCUGCAAGUCUCAAGUCAUCUUUUAAAAUACGCGACAUAGUUCUAGGUGCUAUCUUCAUCUCCCGAGAUAAAAUCUUUUGCUUUCGGACAGGAUUUCUUCGAAUUCUUUCCCUUGCUGCUUUGACCACCUUUUUCGUACGAACACUACGUGGACGGCCAGAUCUUUUUCUGUCACAAACAGAGGAGGUCUCAUUGCACCUAUUAAUAGCCCGGUACACAAACAUUUUACUAAUACCAAGCGUAUGGAGAGUUUUAAAAAUUGCAUUUGGCUCCAUACCUACUUUGUGUAAUGCAAUCACAGCGAUUCGGUUCGCUUUAUCACCCCACUGCAUUUUAAUAUCGCAAAAUAUUGUACAAUGUAUUGGCGCCAAAAUGAGAAAACUCAAUGAGCAAUCAUAUAAAAAUGACAGAUUCCAAAUUCAAAUGUAAUAUUUUGUUUAUUUUUAAUUGUAACAGUAUUUAUGGCCAGACUAAGUAUAUACCUAUAGUGUAGUAUAGCAUAGUGCUUUAGUAAAGCGUUUUAGCAAAUUUAUGUAUAAAUAUAUGUUUUGUCUCUGUCACUCUUAUUCUAUAAACGCGUUAACUGUGCGAGGGAGAGCGUUGUGAAUGCAUUGAUUUUAGAUUAUUUUCGGGCACGUGUAAUGGAAUAGCAUUGAAAAAUGGAUCCGUGUACGAUUGUGAUUGGUUUCAGACGAGUUCACGGCUUACCUAGUUUUGAGUUUUAUGGUCCAUGGACAACAACAUUUAUGCCGUCGCUUAUCUUGAAGCACGAGAUGAAAGCAUUUAUGGCUUUUGAACCGAAGCGGUGUGCCUCGUGACAAUACAUCUUCCAUUUCUACUGAAACGUCAUUAUAUGGUCACACUAAACGCUGUGGUAGUAGGAGCAAUAAUAAAAAAAAAAUCAAAAUAAAAUAACAACAUCAUUAAUGUAUUCGAAGUCAAUUAAACAUGAAUUAUUGAGAAUAACCCAUAAAAUUACUGGUGAGAUCCUGACAAAACUUGAAUGGGACCAGACAAGAGCGUGACAAGAGAGUUUUGAAAAAAAAUACAAAAAAAAUCAUUGAAAGUUUAAUCUGUUUUUUUUAAUUCGGUGUGGCAUUAGGAAAUGUUGUGCUGUCCAUUAGCACUACCAGUGGUUGGCAAUCGCUAAGCCAAUCGCCGGAGCCGGAUUCAUUCCGUGACGUGCACAGGUACAAAGCUCGUAACCUCACAUAGCACAAAUCCGUUGCUCUGAAUGAGGCAAUAUUCUAAAUUUAUUAAAUCGUUUAUAUAUAAGAAUAUUAGAAUUAAGUUAUGAUAUGAAAAGCCCCAAUUCGAAGCAAUAUGAAGUGUUGUGCGUUAAAAAAAAAACAAUUGUGAUUUCUAAAGUUUGUUCUAUUUAGGGUGACAUUGUGUUAAUGUUGCCAGUUAUUCGUAUUAUAAUAUUUACCAUAUUGUAUAAUGGUAGCUCGCAGUGCUUUAAAAAUAAACGUAUUAAUGAAAUUUA
Messenger RNA from Bombyx mori (domestic silkworm), 4412 nucleotides. It is a transcript of the gene pall, whose product is annotated as F-box only protein 28. Gene Ontology annotation, biological process: protein polyubiquitination. The record is from RefSeq and is a predicted model, not a curated record. The coding region runs from base 290 to 1648 and encodes 452 amino acids. Gene Ontology annotation, molecular function: protein binding. NCBI's taxonomy places the organism in Eukaryota, Metazoa, Arthropoda, Insecta, Lepidoptera, Bombycidae. The transcript is spliced from 11 exons.